Messenger RNA from Aureobasidium subglaciale EXF-2481, 929 nucleotides. RefSeq lists its product as uncharacterized. Bases 354 to 830 code for a protein of 158 amino acids. The record is from RefSeq and is a predicted model, not a curated record. The transcript is spliced from 2 exons. NCBI's taxonomy places the organism in Eukaryota, Fungi, Ascomycota, Dothideomycetes, Dothideales, Saccotheciaceae.
UUCUGGACUCCAUAUUCAGCUCCAGCUUUUUCACUUCAUUAGCCUACGAGACGAUUCACUUGCUGUUACAUGGACAAUAUUGUCAGCCCAUGCAUUUGUCACAGCAGGCUACUCUCUGUCGACUGGCCGUCUCAGCUCUACCAUAUGAGAUGGGCAGCAGAUCAUCGCAGGAUUCGUCUUCUCAGCUUUGCGAACGGGGUUCAAGACACUUGCUUUCAAGCCUUUCAACCAUUCAUGAAUCCUGAUGACUCAAGCAGAGUUCCCACUGGAGUCGCUUCUUCCGAUGCGCUUCUCGAAAGCAGAACGCAUCGAUGAUGGAACUUUUGCUGCAUGGUGAGUCUUCUCUAGCCAAAAUGCUCAGAUGGGUCCACCACCGUCUGUCCCACAAAUGUCGCAACAGCAACCAGCGAUCGAUCUUCUUCCGAGCCAUCAGUCAGAUCCAAUCGCGACAUCAUCGCAACGAAAAAGACAGCGACCUCCACAUCACGGCAACGGUGCUGCAGCUUCGUAGCCAAGACCAUAUUUUUCUCGUAUUCCUCCUCUUUCCAAAACCCGGCCGAGUCGUUCGUAUUACUGUACACAACAUGACUGCCGAUGCUGGAGUUAACACAUCACUUCCGCCUCGUCUCAUCUAUGUCAGGAUACACGACACAUGGCAACCUGUCAUGUUUCCUCAACAUGGGCCAAGAGCGGGAGAUGACAAAAUUUGCUGCAGGUACAGCCACAUGCUUGGAUGCUUGGAGUGUCCACAGACUGCAGGAACGGAGGCUUGGAACCAAGAACAUAAAACGCAUAACGGUGAGCUUGCAUACAAGCUUUAUGCAUCGUGACAGAUUUUUGUGGAGAUUUGCACGCGCGCCGAGGUUGUCUUGGAAGCAUAAUAACAAUAACAAUCUACCAAGAAGUAUAGAUAAAGGAGAUACGACAGC